Molecule: messenger RNA, 594 nt
Organism: Corylus avellana
Lineage: Eukaryota; Viridiplantae; Streptophyta; Magnoliopsida; Fagales; Betulaceae
Source: RefSeq, a predicted model, not a curated record
AUGGCCAAGGAAUUGCCUGAAGAUUUGGUGACAGAGAUUCUGCUAUGGCUUCCGGUCGUCUCUCUAUUGCGAUGCAAAUGCGUCUGCAAAUCCUGCUCUGUUAGAGGUAUGAAUACAUACACCAAUGGGAUGGCUUCUUUGGAGGCAUAUGGUGAUAAUAGGGGGAAUCUUUUGUCAUUUGACAUGAGCAACGAGGUAUUCCUAAAAACACCGAAGCCAGAUGAUGUUUUCUUGGAUGAAUUUUCAGAUUGGACAGAUAUUUUCGUGUUGAAUGAAUCGAUCGCUCUCGUAGUUCUCGUCUGGGAUAAAGGAAUGUCGGAGAUUUGCUAUGAUAUAUGGUUGUUACUUGAAGUUGGUGUUAAGGACUCAUGGACUAAGCUUUUCAGUAUUGGACCGUUUACAGAUUUUAAACAACCCCGACCUUUAGGAUUUUGGAAGAAUGACGCCGUGCUCUUUGAAAAUCUUGACGGACAAAUGGUCUUGUAUGACCCCUCAACCAAAGAAAUGACUAAUCUCCCAAUUCAUGGAGAAACAUACUCGUUGCAAUUGGUUACUUACAUGGAGACCCUAGUUUCUGUUAACGGAAGGAAAUGA